AUGGUCAGAAGAGGUCAUCACUUUGUUCUCCUCCUCCUACUCUUGGCCCUGGCUUUCGCCCCGAACCCGGUCGAACCGCUAACCGGAGUCACCGACGUCCAAGCCCUCCGAGCCCUCAAGGAAUCGGUCGACCCGGUAACCAUCACCCCGACAUCAUUCCUCUACAGCUGGGACUUCAACGUCGACCCCUGCGACAGCUCCGGCUCGUUUCUCGGCGUCCUCUGCUCCUUCCCGCUCGACAAUUCGAGCAGCCGGGUGAUCGCGAUCGGCCUCGACGAUGCAGGGUACGACGGGUUCCUGAGCCCGCUGAUCGGGAACCUGACGGAGCUCGUCACCAUCGACCUGACGAGGAACAAAUUCCGCGGGCCGCUGCCGGAGAGCAUCGUCAACCUCCGGCAGCUCACGAAGCUCCUAAUUUCGGAGAAUCUCUUCACCGGGCAGAUCCCCGACGGCAUCACGAAGCUCAAGUUACUUCAGGAAGCUGAUCUCUCGUACAACCAUUUUUCCGGCAAUGUCCCGGCGAAAAUCGCCGUGCUGAGGAGCUUGAACCGGCUGAUUCUCUCCAACAAUGCGCUCUCCGGCAGGCUCCCCGACAUGUCCGGGCUGUGGCAGCUCAGCGCGCUCGACGUCAGCUCGAACAAUCUGUACGGGAACAUCCCCAGGCUGCCGUUGAACCUGAAGACCCUGCUGAUGAGCCACAAUGUGUUCUCCGGCCACAUCUCGCCGGUCAAGCACUUGCAGAAGCUUCUGGUGCUUGACGUCAGCGACAACAGGAUGUCGGGCCGGGUCCUCAGGCAGGUCCUGACCCUGUCGUCGCUGGUCCGGCUCAAUGUCUCGAGAAACCAUUUCACGGCGAUGGAUCCGAUCGAUUUCCCCGGGAUCGAGACGCAUUUGCAGUCGCUGGAUGCUAACGACAACCAGCUCCGCGGCCAUUUGCCAGGGUCUUUGGCCGGCCUCGAGAACCUGACAUCGCUCGAUCUGUCGCAUAAUUACCUGUCGGGUUCGAUUCCGAUGGAGUACGGGGCCAAAUUGGGGCGGCCGUGGAAGUAUCUGUACUUGAAUGAUAACUUUCUGCAGGGGAACCUGCCGCCGCAGUUGGCUGCCGGCGGGGAGGACGGGAUUAGAGGGAGCCUGGCGAACAACUGCUUAAGAUGCUCGACCACCGUUCGACUCUGUCGCGGUGGCCAGCGGCCGCAUGCUGUUUGCGCCGCGCAGAGGCGGCGCUGGUGA
Linum tenue is the source of this 1230-nucleotide messenger RNA. The record is from the annotation of a GenBank genome assembly. NCBI's taxonomy places the organism in Eukaryota, Viridiplantae, Streptophyta, Magnoliopsida, Malpighiales, Linaceae.